Messenger RNA from Emiliania huxleyi CCMP1516, 1270 nucleotides. RefSeq lists its product as hypothetical. The transcript has a single exon. The record is from RefSeq and is a predicted model, not a curated record. NCBI's taxonomy places the organism in Eukaryota, Haptophyta, Isochrysidales, Noelaerhabdaceae. Bases 32 to 1138 code for a protein of 368 amino acids.
GCGCGCGCGGCUGCGCUCGCUCCUCGACGCGAUGGACCUCGUUGGCCUCGUCGAGCGGUUUGACGAGACCCUCCUCCUCCUCGCCGACCUCACGGGGCUGCAGCAGCUGCUCUACUCGCCGGCCGUGCCGGCGAGCACCGCCGGCACCCGCCUCCCGCCCGGCGUCGCGGCGCCUCCCGCCGCCGACAUCUGCCCGGACCGCGAGGCUUGCCGCGCGCGCAUCGGCGCCGUCGCGCCGGUCGACGCCAGCGUGUAUGACGACGCGCGGCGCGAGUUCAGCGCGCGAGUCGCCGCGUACGGGCCCUCGUUUGCGGAGCGGCUCGCGCAGCUGCGGGCGGCGCGCCAGGCCUUUGGCGCGCGCGAGCGGGCGCGCCGCCAGCGCCGCCCGCUCGCCCGCUCGCCCUACCACCGCUGGACGGGCGCCAGGAUGCUGCGCUCGGCGCGGCUUGUCAACCUCUCGCGCCUCCGGUGCCAGUUUGGCCGCACGCGGCCGGCGAGGCGGCUCUGCCGGCAGGUGUACGCCGACAUGGCCUUUGUCCACAACUGGCACCUGACGCGCGACGAGUGCUGCGACACUCUCCGAGCGUGCGCCGGCGCGGCCGCGGCUGCGAUGCCGCCGGGCUGCGCGAGCUGGCAGCUGCAACGAGGAGGCGGCGGAGGCGGAGGCGGCGGCGGAGGCGGAGGAGGCGCGCGGCAGGUCAGCGACGCCGACUGCGAGCGGUUGUGCCGCCCGCCGGUGGAUCGUGACCGUCGCCUCAUCGAGCGAGCGACCGGCCGCCUCUUUGCGGCCCCGCUGGCCGGCUGGGCGCCGCCGGUGCCGGUGCGUUCCGUCAGCAGCCGGCAGGGGCUGCGGGACACGCCAGCGGCGCCGGCCGACGGCGCGUGGUGCAACGACACGUCGGACUUCUCCAUGACGCCAGUGCGGCCGUGGGGCGAUUUUGUGUCGUGCGCCGCCGAGGCGCGCGACGGUGGCUGCCUGCCGGAGAGGGCGAGGAUGGACCACGCCUACGUGCGCCUCCACUGCCAGCGCACGUGCCACCUCUGCUCGCUGGGGACCGAGCUGCUCAUCGCACCGGCAGUGUUGCCACCGAGCAGAGUGGUGGCGGCCGGCGGAAGCGGAGCGGCGGAGCCACACUGAACUAUGUGAAAAGACAGUGAAGGCGUGUGCGGCGCCGUUAGCCUCAUCGUGUAACCUAAACCAAAACCGUGUGCGCGUCGCGCCGCGACGGAUGUGGCGCUUGUGGGAUGAGCAUCAUAACCAUCAUAACCG